Molecule: messenger RNA, 5468 nt
Organism: Ceratina calcarata
Lineage: Eukaryota; Metazoa; Arthropoda; Insecta; Hymenoptera; Apidae
Exons: 14
Coding region: 931-5277 (1448 amino acids)
Source: RefSeq, a predicted model, not a curated record
GCUGCGCCUGCACGCGUGCGGAAUCUACGCCUCUGAUAGUGGUGACGUUCCGAUGCGUAGAAAGUGUCAAAAUGAAUAAUUUAAAUGAAUGAAAUAAUCGAAAUAAAUUUCGGUGCCAGUCGCUUGUCGACUUGUGUUUAAAAAACAGUUUAGGAGAAACUGCUGUUUCGAGGAAGCUGGAAUUUAAUUAAUUAACUGCGAUUCGAAGUUACUUCGAUAUCGUUUAAUUAAACAGAUCGCAAACUUGGCACGUUUUUAUACGAUUGCUUUAGACGAAACUUUGAGUUCAAUGUUGUUUAUUCAAGUUCUGUUUCUAUCGUCGUAAUUCUUAUCCGUUCGAACUCUUUGUCCGACAGCUUUGAACGACUUCGUAAAUCAUACGUGGCAGAGAAUUUUUAACAGAGGCUGUUAGGAAUCGCGAGCUCGGAGCGAAGUUUACCAACAGCAGAAGCGUUCUAUUUAGAGCGAAAAUAGAGCGUUCUCUGUCCCUCUUGCCGCGUACGUGCGUUCACCCAAGUUCCGCCCAAGAAUAUCCCGCUGGAGGACACCGUGGACCGCUUUUUCUCGCCUCGUAAUCGACGUUAGGCAGCGAGACUGAGAUCAUUCUUGCUCCCUAAGACAGUCGGCCGUGUCUCGACGCGACGAUGUCGCACCAAGUGCGAACUCGGUAGCCUUGACUUUCAUUCCGGAUGCGAACAUCUUGCAAGUGCGAUUCUCGAAACUGUGCAGAACGAAAAUGUGACGCAGAGAUAAACGUCGGUGAAAAUGUGAAGAUUUCGAAAGUUCGAGCCAGUCGAUCGAUUUUCCAUCCGGUCCGAACCACCGGAAGUCGCGUCGAAGAAUUAUUUUUACCCAGCGGUGACAGGUCUUGAUUCGUGUCCAGACCGUUGGAAAUUCAUUGCCACGGUUUCCGGUCGGACGAUCGAACAAAUGUCGAGGAUGCUGCGACUGGAACUGGUGGGUCUCGUGCUGCUGGCCUGCACCCAGAUACUCACGGAGCACCGCGAUUUCUACGAGCCCAGACCGCAGUACGGUCACUACUCGAGGUUCCACGACCCUCCGGAACGCGUGACCAGGGAGGUGCGCGUGAAACAGGGUCGUCUCCGUGGGAUCGUCGUCCAGCCGCGGACCAACCACGACCUCCAAGCCGUCGACGUAUUCCUCGGAGUGCCUUACGCGGAGCCGCCGGUCGGCUCCUUAAGAUUUUCUCCCCCGCGAUCGCCGGAGCCGUGGCGCGGCGUCAGACAAUCGCAAGAAUUCGCGCCGGUCUGUCCGCAAGUGGUGCCGAACUUACGGGACGAAGUGAAACCGGUCAGGUACGAGUACCUGGAGAGGCUGUUACCGUACUUGUCGAACCAGAGCGAAGACUGUCUCUACUUGAACAUCUAUGCGCCGCACCAGCCCGAAGGUCAAAAGAUCCUGCAGAAGUAUCCAGUGAUGGUGUUCAUCCACGGGGAGAGUUUUGAAUGGAACAGCGGGAAUCCCUACGACGGUACUAUAUUGGCAGCCUACGGUAACGUCAUCUUCGUUACUAUCAACUUCCGCCUCGGCAUCCUAGGGUUCUUGAGGCCGGGAACGAGGGACGAUACGGCGAGCAAUUUCGGUCUGCUGGAUCAAAUAGCCGCUCUCCUUUGGCUGAGGGAGAACGUCGCCGAUUUCGGUGGCGAUCCAAACAGCAUCACGCUUGUUGGCCACGGUACAGGCGCCAUUUUUGCUAACCUCCUGCUUAUCAGCCCGGUGGCUAAUAAGAAAGGUCUGUUCAAGCGAGCUAUACUGAUGUCCGGAUCAGCGUUGAGCGCUGACGCGAUUGGGAAGGCACCGAUGCAGAUCACUAAACAGGUGGCACACGCCUUGGACUGUCCUACCACCACCGACAGCGAGCUCGCGUUCUGCUUGCGCGGCUUGUCUGUAGAUGCGUUAUUGAACGUCGAGGUUCACAAGCCCACUUACGUUCCUGCGUACGCGCCGUUAAUUGACAAUGCUGUGAUUCCUGACAAGCCUAUCAAUUUAAUGAAGAAUUCUCAAUUGUUCGGCAAAUACGACCUUAUGUACGGUGUGACCGAGUCGGAGAAGUUUCACGCGCUGCCGCCGAUCGCAUUGCUGCACGGCAUGCUGGACGAUCAGAGAGACGAAGUGUUAAGGGAACACGCGAAGGCAACGCACGAGCUCGACCCGGAACUAAUUCUCUCGAAGAUUCUCGAACAAUACGGCGACUUCUCCGCCGGAUAUACAGGCGAGUACAUCUUGAAGAAUCGCGAUCUCGUGCUAGACGCGCUAUCCGACGCCGGUACCGUAGCUCCAUUAAUAUUGACGGCGGAUCUGCAUUCAAGGGCGAAUCCCAAGAGCUACAUGUACGUCUUCUCGCAUCCGAAAGCCACGCAGGAUUACUCGGGCCAACAACGUCAGCGCACCGUGCACGGCGAGGAGCUGCCCUACGUGCUGGGUGUGCCCCUGGACGGGAGCAAAUACGACUCGCGACGCCGAUACAACAUCGGGGAAACUCUCUUCUCCGAGGCAAUGAUGAACUGGUGGUGCAGCUUCGCCUACGUCGGGAAUCCGAACGUAGCGAAGCGAUAUCCUUACCUGACAGACGGUCUUAAGGAAUGGGGUAAAUACGAGAUUGACUGGCCGGAGUACGACUCUCAGAAUCAAACCUACUUGAAUCUGACGAUUCCGCCGAGCAUCGGGCUUCAUUACCGUUACGAGGAGAUGCAAUUCUGGAACGAGCACUUGCCAAAUCAGCUUCGUCACCCUGGCGAGAGUCUCCCAUUACCGAUUCGACCAAAAGGACAGCGACCAGAUAUCUUGGACAAAGCAGACGGGAUCGGAAAGUAUGCGAACGCAAGCAGGAAUUACGAGCAGCAUAGUUCCAAAUUCAAGCCACCGCUGGAUGGAUCGACGACUCCAGAUACAACGACUCAGUCCGACGAAGAAGCGAUCGAACCACAGCCCAGCGUCCCAAAGAGCAACUCUGCUAUCACUAUGCUGAUUGGUUUCGGCGUCGUCUUCCUGUUGAUCAACUUCACCGCGUUCCUUUACUUGUAUUGCAAGAAACAGGACGCGAAGAGCAAAGGGAGCGCGGGGUUGAAGAGGCGCGUCAGCCAAAAGGACGACUCGAAGCGGACGAAAUCGGAGAAGUACGAGAACCAUUACGGCGAACUGGGCUACAAGAGCGACAGCAAGCCGGACUUGAACGACGUGAUAAAGAACGACAAGGCGUACGACAACAAUUCGAACUUUGGUAGACGCUCGAAAUUGUCCAGGCAGAAUUCUGGGUCCACCAUUGAUACGCAUAUUAAGGUCAGGGAAUGGAUACAGCAAGAAAUUGUACACAGGUGCUCUCCCAGGUUUCUUCGAAAGACGCGAGAAACCUUGCAGAGGGAACACCAGGACAAGCUGACGAAACAAGAGGAGGAAGAGAAGAAGAGGCUGGCAGAGGAGCUAUUGAAAGAGAGGAACGAUGAACCUAUCUACGACGAGAAUCCAGCGUUGAUCGUGCGGCCUGGCACGAAGUCAAAAGCGGCCAAGAUCUCCGUAGGCAUCGACGCUACGCCGGCCACGAGGACCGAAUCGAUCCUGAACCAGGUGCCCAUCGAGCUGGCAAAAUGCGGCGAGAACGACAAGAGCAUCGACUACCCGGUGAUCGAUCCCAGCCAGUUUCAGACGACUCCUCAGGUGGUCGUUAUAGAGCAUCAUCACUCAAAGAGCGAUCCACUGCCGAUGGAAAACGUGUUGAAGAGCACGAAGCCAAACUUCUCUACACCGAGAAUCUACGAGUCGGAUUCCGGUAGCGCUAGCAGUUUGUAUGCGAAGAUCAACCCGAAGCUAAAGUCCCGCUUACCACGACCGGACCUGAUGAACCCGGAAGGGUCGGAUCAGACCGAGCAGAUUUACAUGAAGAUGUGCCCGAAACUGAGCACGUUCGGCGUGAACAGUCCGCCAGUGUGCGACGUGAACGUAACCAGCAGAGACCCGGCCGUUGAAAGGACAUACGUCAGCCCGGAGGAGGCACUGAGGACGAUCAAGCGCAGAAACUACCCGAAAGUUCUGCCAGACAUCGAGAAAAGACGUUCCCUCCCGGCGCCUAGCAGCCUGUUUGUGUCCAAGCAGCACGCCGGUUCCCUGAAGGACUACCGAAGCGGAUUGCAACCGUCCCUCCAUCAGCCGCCGCAGCCCCCGCCGAGGACGUUCGGCCCGUCGAAGAGCCUGGAGUUCGCCGAGGAGAAUGAGAAUCAGUGCGAGACGGAACCGGUCACUACUAAUCUCCACGUUGGCCCGUUGCUCAGGCGACAGGAUUACUCGGCCAGGAACAAUUCCGAUCCGAGUAUCAUCGAUUCUCUGGACGACAGGAUAGCCAGAACGCAAGCCGGCGGCAGUGUCGAUACCAUUUACUCUAAUACCGCGUGUCCCGUUUAUGAAAUCGGCCAAACGAUCUCGCAGAGCGUCGACAAGAACAUAGGGAGUCCGGUCGCAUUGCUAGAAGCCGGAAUCGGUAAUCCUAAUUGGUACAAAUCGUCUCCAUCUGGCAACGAAGCGUGCACGUUGAUGGCUUCGUCAGAGCCGAAAAUCAUCGGCAGGGAGGCUGACAAACAGCAUCAGUUCUGGGAUUCCAGGACCCAUGGAACCGAACCGAGAAUCGUUAUCACGCCUAGAGUCGGGAAUCUUCUCGGGCAAGCGAAUCAGAGUUUGAGUCAGAACGUGGUGAACCUGGCGGACAAUAACGAGAGGUUCGAUCGAGAGAACGUGAGUUCGACCGAACAGUUGCCGUCGCUUCUAGAAUCGAGAUUGCAGGAGAGGAAGGAACCGCGGAUAAUAAUUACACCGAGGGACAAGGGUGCGAGCGUGAAACAGCCGAGAAUCAUCAUCAAGCCUACGUCCACUCUGCAGAGGAACAGGGAUCACAGGAACAUCCCUAAAGUGUCCGCGAUCCCACCCCCGGAGCAAAGCUGUCUGGGAUGCGUCGAUAGGGACAAGGCGGAGAAGCCGCCGUUAAAGGAGAAGCCGAAGGUCACUAGGAUCCCGUCGUUUUCCAGGCGCAAGGAGGAGGGCGGGGUCGAGAGGUCGGCCGUUCCUUCGUAUCCCGAGAAGGCGGAAAUCGUGCAGAGGGUGGAGGCAGUGGCCGCCGGCAAAGCGACGAACGUGCCCGUGACCGGCGACGGGAAGUCGAGCAUUCCGACGUUGCAGCGGAAGGAGAGCGAGAAGUAUUCGAGCACGGACUCUAGCAACGCAGUCUCGAACACCGGCACGAUCAAGAAGAAGCCGAUGAACAGGAAGUAGGAACCACUUAACGUCUGGUCCUCGUAAGAUUGUUCGAGCCGAAGAGUCUGCGGUUAACAAUCCAGUAUUCGAUAGAUCCAGUGAUUCGUACGUCAUAGUUCGAGGGAACGAUCUCUCAAUUAAAGAGAAAAGUGACUUUAGAAGUGAGACACGAAAUCGAUGCAUUUUUUUUGCUAGCGGGACUAAUGAAC